Molecule: messenger RNA, 1133 nt
Organism: Eurypyga helias (sunbittern)
Lineage: Eukaryota; Metazoa; Chordata; Aves; Eurypygiformes; Eurypygidae
Product: ATP-dependent RNA helicase DDX42-like
Exons: 4
Molecular function (GO): RNA helicase activity; RNA binding
Source: RefSeq, a predicted model, not a curated record
CUCGUGGGUUGGAUAUUCCUUCCAUUAAGACCGUCAUCAAUUACGACGUGGCUCGGGACAUAGACACGCACACCCACAGAAUCGGCCGUACUGGCAGAGCAGGCGAGAAGGGGGUUGCCUACACUCUGCUGACUCCCAAAGACAGUAACUUCGCCGGUGAUCUUGUCAGGAAUCUGGAAGGCGCUAAUCAACACGUUUCCAAAGAGCUGUUGGAUCUAGCAAUGCAGAACCCGUGGUUCCGGAAAUCACGUUUCAAAGGAGGAAAAGGCAAGAAGCUGAAUAUUGGUGGUGGCGGUUUAGGAUACCGUGAACGUCCUGGUCUGGGGUCUGAAAAUUCUGACCGUGGAAACAACAACAGUGUGAUGAGUAACUACGAGGCGUACAAGCCAUCCACUGGGGCAAUGGGAGACAGGCUUACAGCGAUGAAAGCAGCUUUCCAGUCCCAGUAUAAGAGCCACUUCGUUGCUGCAAGCUUAAAUAAUCAAAAGACUGGUAGCUCCGCUGCUGGUGCCAGUGGCUGGACCAGCGCUGGGAGCUUGAACUCGGUACCGACGAGUUCGGCACAGCAAAACGCUGCAAACCCUGACAGCCCGAUGCCAGCCGCCGCAGCAGCAAAGGGUGUGCCAGGUUUCACCAGCACGGGGAAUUUGAGUAGCGUUCCCACCUUUCCAAGCGUCGGAGCACAGGGCUUCAACAACACGAAUGCCAGCACCAACAGUCGAGAAGGCAGCGGCAGCACCAGCGUUGCUGGCGGCGGCGGCAGCGGCGUUGUCAGAGAACGAUACAACGACAACCGGAACAGUCGCCACGGUGAGGUCCCGCGCCGUGGAGAGGGUGGCGGGCGCUACGGUGACGCGCAACGCCACGGAGAAGGAGGCGGUCGCCACAGUGACGCUUACCGCCACGGAGAGGGCCGACAUGGCGACAGCCAUCGCCACGCUGAAAGCCGGCACUUCGCUGAUGUGGGCAGUGGCAAUCGCAAUAAUGGUGACAGCAGGAGUAGUAACGAGGGUAGGAACACCGAGAACAGGAAUGGGGAGAACAGGAAGGAUGCCAACAGCCGAGACUUCAAGCCAGAUGGUUUUGCUGUCCCAGAGCCCCCAAAACGUAAGAAGAGCCGGUGGGACAGUUAA